CAAACGGCAUGAUAGUUAUACAUAAAUAUAUACAUUUUAUAAAAGCCGGAUGUUUAAGCUAUAAAAUGGUAUAUAACAAUGUCAUUUUUGAGAAUAUUUUUUUUAUACUUUUUUCCACCACCUGGCCCACUGUGCCCACCCUCCUGUGUAUUAGGAACUCAAGAGUAUGUUGAUUAUCUGUCCUUUGGCACCACAGUCACAAAUAACGGUUGGCUAAAACGAGUCUGUAUUCUUAUUGAGCAGUGAAGAAGAAAAGCUUUGAAUUUGAUGGCUUGUUGUCAUGUUUAUGAAUUACAUAUAAAGCUUGGAAAAGCACAGAUUUGUCAACUGGAAAGAAGCACUCGCAGCAGCCCAAACCAACCAGGCAAAAGCUGCAACAUACACUGCUUCUACACUAACCCCACAUCUCUACAUCUUAAUAAACUCAUCAAACUCACCUUGGAAAUGCCCCACUACACUUUUGACAUAAUUUUUACCACUGAAACUUGGUUUGAUGAAUCCUCAGCACCUACUCUUCCGAACUACAACAUCUAUAGAAAGAUUGCUUUGGUCAUGAAGGUGUAGCCAUUUAUGUUAAGAGCAGUAUUAGCGCAAACGAAAUUGAUCAUUCUCAAUUACACAACAAUUUUCCAUGCAAAAUCUCGGAGCAGCUUUGACUCAUGGCCUUCUUUAUACUAACAGGCCGUGUAAACGGACAAUUUGUGCAACAAACUGGGGGCCAGUGUUAAGCAAAAGUUAAAGCGAGAAGUUAAAUAUAGAUUCUAAAAUAUAUAUAACUGAAGACUUUUUUUCAAAGUGUUUCGGUUACCAACUGAUAAAGAAGAAUGUGCUUGAUGGAUUUCUAUAAUACCACGGGAUAAUAUACCUGAUAGUAACAAUACUGUUGUAUGUGAACGUCAUUUUCCACCCAAUUAUAUAACAAUAAUUAAGCAUGGUAAAAAAAGACCUCGUGACCCACCUUCACCAUUUUCUUGUAUGAAACCAAGUCUUGUUCCUAUAAAACCUAGUCCAUCUCGAACAAAUAAAACUUUGUCUGAAGUGCGCAAUAAAGUUCCAGAUGAACUCCAUCUUUUCAAUCAUCAAGAUAAAGUAGCCAAUUUUGAGCAUCUUAAAAAUAAGGUUGAAACUGGCAGUUUGACUUUUUGAUCCACUAUAUUUCGUACUUUACCAACAAUACAUUAUGCAUACAGUCUACUGAUUUUGAAGAAAAUACAUCAAUACCAAGAGUUUUGAUGAAAAUUAAGAAUGAUUUGACUUUUGAAGGAUUUUUUUGUGGUAUAAAGUAUACAAUCCAAAGUUUAUCAAAAAAUGGAGUAACCAAGUUUAAAUCAUAUUCACAACUUGAAGAAUGCUGGAGAUACCUUAAUACUUUAAUAAAAAGCAACAAAGUUAAUGUACUUCAGGAACAUUUUGAUGCAAUGAGUCCUGUUAUCGUUGGGAAAAAAAAGUAUAAUCCUGAAAUAAUUAUUCGUGCUUUUGAGUAUUAUUCUUUACCUAGAUCGCUAUAUGACAGACUGAGACAAGACUACCAACUUCCAAGUAUUUCACUUCUUCAAAAAAUUACAUCAAAAAUAAAUUCUUCUUUUGACGAUUUUAAAUACGUCAGUGAGAUUUUUAAAAAGGCAAAAAACAAUUAUGGAAAAAAAUGUAUUUUAUUAAUAGAUGAAGUCUUCGUAAAACCUUCUGUUACAUAUUGCUCUGGGUCUUUAUUAGGAAAGGCUGUAAACAAACCUGAUUCAUUAGCAUCAACUGUUUUAAGUUUUAUGAUGGUUUCAAUUUGUGGUGGUCCAAAAUAUUUAUGUCGUAUGUUGCCAGUAUUCGAACUUAAUGCUGAUUUUUUAUUUGAGCAGGCAAAUCAUUUGAUUGGUUGUAUUCAUAAAUCUGAUGGAGAGUUAAUCGCUAUCAUUUGUGAUAACAAUCGUAUCAAUCAGUCUUUUUACUCUAAGUUUACAUCUAGGGAGCCAUGGAAAACAGAAAGUAAUAUAUUUUUACUUUAUGACUUUGCUCAUUUAAUAAAGUCAGUGCGAAACAACUGGCUAACUGAGAAAACACAAACACUAAAGUUUGAAGAUGAUGGUGAAUUGAAAUCAGCUUUGUGGUCUGAUUUAAAACAUUUACAUGAAACUGAAAAAAGAAGUUUAGUUAAACUUUCAAAACUUAACGAUGUAACGGUAGCACCAAAACCCAUUGAAAGACAAAAAGUAUCUACUUGUCUCCCCAUAUUUUGUGAAGAAACAUUCGCUGCGCUCAAGUCAUGUUCUAACAUAGGUAAAUCAGAUAGUACCAUACGAUUUAUUGAAAUUAUAUUAAAGUUUUAGAAAAUUGUAAAUGUUAAAGGACCAUAUGCAGACUUACGUUUUCGCGAUGAUGAUAGAGCUGUUAUAUCUUCAGAAAAUGAUGAAAGAAUAACUUUUUUGAGCAAAAUUGCUUGUAUAGCGCAGAAAAUGACCAGUAGUCAAGGACAAAGACAGUGUCAGCUCACAUGUGAUACAGGGACAGAACUUUGGUAUACAUGUUCAGGAAUGAUUGCUCUUGUCAAGUACCUUAUUAACUCUGGAUUUCAAUAUGUGGUACUUGGUAAAUUUACAACAGACCCUUUAGAAAAAAUGUUUGGGAAGCUUCGACAAGGGUCUGGUGGGACUUAUUUUAUAAACACACAGCAAAUUUUAGAAAAAGUCAGAAAUUUAAGGCCGAGUUAAUUUUGCAGGUGGGUAUAAAUAUAGAUGAAGUUGGAAAGAAUAAAGCAGUUCAUGAUUGUGAAAAGUGUAAGUAUUUAUUAGAUGGCGAUUCAUCAAGUGUUUUUCAUAAAUUACCUGAUCUGGAAGAAAAGCUGGAUAUAAAUGUUAAAAAAGCCCUAGUUUACAUUUCUGGAUAUGUUACAAAAACUGAAACAGGCAAAGGAACAAAAUUUUAUUAUGAAAAAUAUGGGGACUAUGUUAAAGAGAUUAAUCUUGGACGUCUCAACAUACCAUUCGACAAUGCCUGUCAAUGGACCAUGUUUUGUUAUAUCAUGUUUCAUCCUCUUACUGAUAAAGUAUGUCAAAAGUCAUUAUGUAAUAUAUUUAUGUCAAUAUCUGACUUUUAUGGUUUCAGUAUGAAAAAGAUAUCU
Hydra vulgaris (swiftwater hydra) is the source of this 3109-nucleotide messenger RNA. The record is from RefSeq and is a predicted model, not a curated record. Lineage: Eukaryota; Metazoa; Cnidaria; Hydrozoa; Anthoathecata; Hydridae.